Messenger RNA from Calliphora vicina (urban bluebottle blowfly), 1968 nucleotides. RefSeq names its product docking protein homolog (gene Dok). Gene Ontology annotation, biological process: positive regulation of MAPK cascade; Ras protein signal transduction; cell surface receptor protein tyrosine kinase signaling pathway. Bases 101 to 1870 code for a protein of 589 amino acids. Lineage: Eukaryota; Metazoa; Arthropoda; Insecta; Diptera; Calliphoridae. Gene Ontology annotation, cellular component: cytoplasm. The record is from RefSeq and is a predicted model, not a curated record. The transcript is spliced from 2 exons.
UGCUGUAAACAUAUUUUUUAUUAUUGUCUGCAAGAUGUGUAAUGAAAUAUAUAAAAUUUUUCAACAAAAAAUAAUAUAAUAUUUAAAUUGAGUUUUCAAAAUGGAUGUUGAAGUACCUAUUCUGUCUGGAUAUUUAAAUGUUCCAACACAAUCAGGAUUUCCGCUUCAUAGGAUAUCCAAGAAGAAACCGUGCCAAAAAUAUUGUCUACUUUUUAAAUCAAGUCGAUAUGGUAUAGAGCGAUUGGAAAUUUGUGAAUCUAAGGAAGAUAAGAAUCCAAAAAUUGUUACACUAGAAAACUGUGUUAAAAUUACACAAGGAUCGUGUCCUGCUAACUUAAUCCAUAUAGUUAAAAAAACUGGAACUCUGACUUUGAACGCAUUGAAUGAAGAUAGUUUAAAAGAAUGGGUGAAUGCCCUUCAGACAGUGGCAUUUCGCAGCAAGAACGAUACAUUAACACAAUCAGCAAUUGAAGAAGACAAUGAUUUAUAUUGUAGUUCUUAUGGCGAUGGGUUAUUUAUUGUCACUCUGAUACCUUCCGAAGCUUCUAUUCGUUGUAAUAUUGAGCCAAAGGUUUAUAUGUUGCAUUUAACUCCGACGGAACUACAAUUAAAAUCUACAAGUGAUUUAAGUAAUAUAAUUUCUAAUUGGCCAUAUAGAUUUAUAAGAAAGUAUGGCUAUAGAAAUGGGAAAUUUACAUUUGAAGCUGGAAGAAAAUGCUAUACAGGAGAAGGUGUAUUUACUUUAGAUCACACAAAUCCGCAAGAAGUUUUUCGUUGUAUGUCAUCAAAAAUGAAAUCUAUGAAAAAAAUGAUUUCAGGAGAUUGUACCAAAAUAGAUAGCUAUGAAAACCAACUCCAUGUUGCUGCAUCAAUGGAAGCCGGAUCCCGGAGUCCGUUACCACCAUCUCCAUCUAAUCAAAAUAUAACGGAAUUUGAGAUCAAUUCUACACAAAGUAGUUUUUCUAUUCGCAACUUAUUGCCAUUAUGUGAAUCUUUCAUGAUUGCCCCAAAAACUAUUCCUAACAAGCCUCCUCGUAAAAUAAAUGCAACUGACAAACAAUGUAUGCCUUCUAACAAACAACCCCACAGCGAACAAUUUAUUAAAUAUAACAGUUUCGAAGCUGUUUCAAUUACAUCAUCUUCUGAUCCAAACAAAGCUGCGGGAUCAUCAGUUAUUUUGAAACCGCCUUCUCCUGGUGAAUACAGAAAUACCCAAGAAAUUGCAAAAUCCGUCCCUGAACUCCCUGCACGCAAUGAUUUAAAGUAUGAACGAGAUUAUGAGUGUAUUGAAACUAUCACAGAUGCAUGGAAAACAUUGGGUAUAAAUGAUGUUAAACAUAACGAAAAUAUAAACUCAACGGAUCUCAAUGAUAUUAUAUGGACCCGAGCUAAUACAAAAAGUAUUUCUACCCCAAAAAUUAUAGAUAUUGAUAUUGGGGAAUGUAGUAAAAGUCAAUUAAAUAACAUACGUUCCGAUCUUACAUACGAUCGCCUUGAUUUUUUGUCUGCAAACCAUAAAACGUCAAAUGGUUAUAAAACAAUUGUUACAAUCGCUCCUUUAUCAAGUAAAAAUAUUGAAUACAAAAAAGCUUCGCAAAACGAAUACGAAUUAAUAAAUGUUCCAGAGUCAGAGUUAAUUCGUAAAACCGAUGAAAAUUGUUUAGGCUACGGAGUCCUUCGACCGACACAAACACUACCAUCUUCGACCAAGGAAAGUAAAGCUGAACACGGCAUAACAAAAAACAUAACUAUAAAUGUUGAUACGAAUAAUGCAGGAAAUAAGGAUGCUACUUCUAAUGAUGUCUAUCUAGAUGACAAUAAAGAUAAUUGUUUAAACUACGCUGUUGUUAGUAAAGCUAAACGGAUAUAAUAUAUGUAUUUCAUUGUAUUUUAUAGUUAAACACUAAGCUUUUUACUUAAAAAAUAAUUUAACCAAAAUAAGAAAUAACAAUUAUUAUACGACAACAA